Messenger RNA from Dipodomys spectabilis (banner-tailed kangaroo rat), 1695 nucleotides. It is a transcript of the gene Ndufaf1, whose product is annotated as NADH:ubiquinone oxidoreductase complex assembly factor 1. Gene Ontology annotation, biological process: mitochondrial respiratory chain complex I assembly; mitochondrial electron transport, NADH to ubiquinone. Gene Ontology annotation, cellular component: mitochondrion. The coding region runs from base 579 to 1565 and encodes 328 amino acids. The transcript has 6 exons. NCBI's taxonomy places the organism in Eukaryota, Metazoa, Chordata, Mammalia, Rodentia, Heteromyidae. The record is from RefSeq and is a predicted model, not a curated record.
CCGGGGCUGGAGGGGGGAUCGCGCUGGGGAAGUUCACGCGCCUCCGGCUUUCCAGCUGUGUGAGGUCGAGUGUGGAGGGCGGCUUCGGGGGCCGCCCUCGUGGGAGCCGCGAGUUGGGUUAAGCGGUCUGGGGCCGGGCUGGGCCGUGGGGCGUGCGACACCUGGGCCGGGGCCCCGAGGACGCAUUUGUUACCCCAGAGGAGAGAGGGCCAAGCAGAGAACCGGGCCUCAUAGCGAAAGUUGGGAUCCGGGAACUGAGAUUCGUUGGAGACGGAGCCGCAGGCGUGGUGUGACGAAUGAAUACGUGACUACAUCCCAGUCGGAGUCGGGACGUUGCCUGGAGAGUUGCUGCUUCAGUGAGUCCAUGAAAGCGCCUAGGAGCUGGAGUCCGCUGUCCACCGGUGAUGCAAAUGCAGAGAUGCUCUUGCUCGGGAAGAACGGAGCUCACACCAGCUGGUUGGCCUCUUUCAUCGGAGCCCUAUCCUUUUGGAUGUAGCAACCUAUAGGCAGGGUGGGAUUUCUGAAGCUUCUUUCGUUGAUAGUCCAGGGAGAAAGUCACAUUCAGACUUUUUCUUACCAUGGUUUUGGGUCACAAAUUGCUGAAUGGUACUUAUAUUCUCAGGAAACAAGUGAAGCCAGAUGCCACCUUGCAGACUUUUUGGGGAAUCCACUUUGCCAAGUAUUGUUCCAGUAGUCCUAAGAAACCAAUGGUUACUCAUGACAGAGUCUCCCAACCGAGGAAGACUGCAGAGGGUUUGCAAGUACACCCCCCAAAAGACAUUGCCUUGGAUGUAACUUCUCCUGAAGAGAAGACUGAGAUUAGUUUUGACAAAGCAAUUAGAGAUGAAAUAAAGGAUCAUUUCAAGCGUUUGAAAGAUGAAAUCAUGAAUUCCUGGGUAGGACCAGGUGGCCGUCCCCUUCAUGAAGUCUUGCUGGAACAAGCCAAAGUUGUCUGGCAAUUUCGUGGAAAAGAAGAUCUAGAUAAAUGGGUAGUGACUUCUGAUAAGACGAUUGGAGGCAGAAGUGAAGUGUUCUUGAAAAUGGGCAAGAACAACCAGAGUGCACUGUUCUAUGGAACUCUGAGCACUGAGGCACCUCAUGAUGGGGAGAGUAGCCAAAGUGGGUUCUGUACAAUGAUGUCCAGGAUUCCAAGGGGCUCUUUUGAGAGGAAACAACCUCAUGACUGGUCUUGGUUCAAUACUCUAUAUCUCCGCAUCCGUGGGGAUGGACGGCCUUGGAUGGUGAAUAUCAGGCAGGACACAGACUUUAUCCAGAGGAGCAAUCAGAUGUACAGUUACUUCAUGUUCACCCGUGGGGGACCCUACUGGCAGGAGGUCAAGAUUCCUUUUUCCAAAUUUUUCUUCUCGAACCAAGGAAGAAUCCGGGAUGUCCAGACCCCACUUAUGCUGGACAAGAUCGCAUCUAUAGGAUUUACCCUGGCUGAUAAAGUGGAUGGUCCCUUCUUCCUGGAAAUAGAUUUUAUUGGCGUGUUUAAUGACCCUACACAUACAGAAGAAUUUGCCUAUGAAAAUUCUCCAGCUAUUAGCCCAAGACUAUUUAAAUAGCAAAGAGCACGUGACAGCUUUGUAUUUUGGGUAGUAAAGAGUAUCUGUACAACACAAAGCAUGUCUGCUUAACUAUUUUGUGGCUGGGGUUUGAUUCAAGACCUACCCAAAAUAAAGCAUUCAAUGAACA